This is a messenger RNA of Ictalurus furcatus (blue catfish), 4414 nucleotides long. It is a transcript of the gene nek9, whose product is annotated as serine/threonine-protein kinase Nek9. Gene Ontology annotation, cellular component: centrosome. The record is from RefSeq and is a predicted model, not a curated record. The transcript has 23 exons. Gene Ontology annotation, biological process: protein phosphorylation. Gene Ontology annotation, molecular function: protein kinase binding; ATP binding; protein kinase activity. The coding region runs from base 437 to 3280 and encodes 947 amino acids. Lineage: Eukaryota; Metazoa; Chordata; Actinopteri; Siluriformes; Ictaluridae.
AAAUUUGUUACAUCCGCGACGUAUCUGCCUAAACUAGCUAGCUUAGCUAACGUCAAACUUUUGAGCCUUUUUUUUGCGUGUUUGUGUGCGAGCUGUUAUGAAGAACGAACGAGGAAACGUAUUUAAUAGCUAGUUAUACAACUUUAAUGUCAAACGCGUGUAGUUUACAGCGAUGUCAACUGAGUAAAUCCUUCUUUUAAAACUAAAAUACAAAACUAGUUUUGGCUAGGUCGCUAACGCUAGCUAUACAACCAGUAAACUGUUUAUUAGCUAGCAAAUCUGACAGAAUUACUGGUUGGCUCGAGACUGUACUUUUGCAGGAGUGUUUAUUACUGACCUGGCUAGCUGGAGUAAAUGAUCUGCGCGGCGCUGAACAUGUAGUAUUGUCUUAUUACGGCCAUCGUGUUUAUCAGCGACUUCAACAGCUGUCAACAAAAUGUCAUUGGAAGAUUUUGAGCGGCAUUACGCGUCUCUUUCGGACUCGGGCUGUGAGUCGGUGAGCGGCGCCCCGGCCCCGGGCCUGUUCAGCGGCGAGGAGGAGAAGUUACACUACAUUCCCAUCAGGGUGCUGGGCAAAGGGGCUUUUGGGGAAGCCACCUUAUACCGCCGCACAGAGGAUAAUUCCUUGGUGGUUUGGAAGGAGAUUGAGCUGACCGGUCUCUCAGAUAAAAAGCGCAGAGAUGUGAUGAACGAAAUAAGCAUCCUGUCUAUUCUUCAACAUAACAACAUCAUAGCGUUUUACAACCACUUCAUGGACAGGAACAUCCUGCUGAUUGAGUUGGAAUACUGCAAUGGUGGCAAUCUGUAUGACAAAAUUAACAACCAGAAAGGAGAACUCUUUACACAGGAGGUUGUUAUAUGGUAUCUGUUCCAAAUUGCAUCAGCUGUGGCUCAUAUUCAUAAAGCUGGUGUUCUGCAUAGGGACAUAAAAACGUUGAAUAUCUUCCUCACCAAGACAAACUUAAUAAAGCUAGGAGACUAUGGAUUGGCCAAGAAGCUGGAUUCUGAGUAUUCAAUGGCAGAGACAUGUGUAGGCACGCCAUACUACAUGUCACCGGAGCUUUGUCAAGGGGUCAAGUACAACUUUAAAUCCGACAUCUGGGCCGUGGGCUGUGUUUUAUAUGAGCUUCUUACUCUCACCAGGACCUUUGAUGCAACGAAUCCCCUGAACCUGUGUGUGAAGAUCGUCCAGGGCAACUUUACUAUGGAGAUGAACUCUGAUGUUUAUUCAUCGGAGCUCAUAAAUAUAGUCUAUGCAUGCUUGGAUCAGGAUCCAGAGAAGAGACCUACUGCUGAUCAGAUUCUUGACCAGCCUAUCAUCUCCUGUGAUAAACUGAAGUUUGAGGGGCGUGUGGCUGCACUGAAUUCAGCCAUAAAGAAACCCAGGUUGAGCACAGUAUCAGACACCUCAGUUGCUAUAGUAACCACUCGUUCCAGAGAGUUGUAUUUCUGGGGAGGAGGAAAGUUCACCCCUCAGAAACUGGACGUGUUUAAGGGUGGCACUAUUGCUCAGCAAGUGUGUGCAGGGGAGACGCAUUUUGCUGUGGUUACAGUGGAGAAAGAGCUUUACACUUGGGCUAGUGUGCAAGGUGGUGCUAAAAUGGUGGGCCAGCUUGGGCAUGGGGAUCAGGCCUCAUACCGACAACCUCGCAAGGUGGACCGUCUGCAGGGAAAAGCCAUCAGGCAGGUGUCUUGUGGUGCAGACUUUACUGCCUGUGUAAGUGACGAGGACCAAAUGUACAUGUUUGGCUCAGACUAUUACGGAUGUAUAGGUGUGGAGAAUGCGAUGGGUAUGGAGGUUCUUGAGCCAGUUCUGCUGGAGUUCUUUCAGGAGCGACCAGUACGACAGGUAUCCUGUGGAGAUAACCAUGUGGUAGUGCUGACUCACAGUGGAGCCAUAUAUUCCUGGGGCUGUGGAGAACAUGGUAGACUUGGCCUGGACUGUGAGGAUGAUUUUGCCUCUCCUAUGCUAGUGGACAUACCAAAGGGUGCCUGUAUUGACUCUGUGUGCUGUGGGAACGAUGGAACAUUUUUCCUUACAGAGUCUGGGAAAGUCUUGACCUGUGGAAACAACGAGUUUAACAAGCUAGGUCUCAAUCAAGGCAUUACUGGUAUCAAGAACCACCCUAGAGAGGGUUGUCAAGACAUACCAUAUGCAACAACUCCGACUUUAGUAAAGCUGCUUGCCCGCUUUAAAAUCCAAAUCAUCGCCCCUGGGAAGACCCAUACAGCAGCCAUUGAUGAACGGGGUCGUCUGAUGACGUUUGGCUGUAAUAAAUAUGGCCAGCUUGGUGUAAAGGACUUUAAGAAACAUCAAGGGGUUCAACUGCUUUUAGGACCCUUUGGGGGAAAAGUUGUCUCCAAAGUGUCCUGUGGAGAUGGCUUCACAAUUGCUGCCACAGAGGAUAAUCAAAUCUUUGCCUGGGGAAAUGCAGGAAAUGGUCGUUUAGGCAUGCCUGCUGAUCGAGGAUUUGGCUCUGAGGUUUGCCCCGCUCUUCCUCGCCCCAUAUUUGGUUCCCUACAUCAUGUGCCUGACUUGUCCUGCAGGGGUUGGCACACUAUCAUUAUCGUGGAAAAGCUGCUUAACUCCAAAACAAUCCGUUCAAACAGUAGUGGACUGUCCAUUGGAAGUGGGAUAGGUCAGAGCGCCAGCUCCUUCAUGGACUUGGGUAUUGAGCCUGGGUCGGACUCUGAGCUGCGAGAGGGCAUUAUGGGAGGCACUGUAGAGGUUGACCUGGAGGAGAGGGGUCCCGAGACUCCAUCAAUGAUAUUAAUGGAGAGCAAGACCAAUGAGAGUUCUUGUCCAUCUUGGCUCCGCAAGGAGCUGCUGGAUGCAGAAUUCAUUCCCAUACCUGAUGGCUCCAGCGAUUCCAUGUCUAGCCCUCUGGCUACAUCCUUCACAGAACGUGCCACACUCCCAUAUGAAGAGCUUCAAGAACUAAAGGCAGCUGCUGCAGCUGCUGCUAGUGGGAAUGGCUUCAUGCAAACAGUAUGGGUAGACUAUGAAAGCAUAAAUGGCUUGGACUCUGGAGCUUGGAAGAAAAGUAACCUGCCACAACAACAUGCACAACAGACUUGCUGCCAAGCGAGCAGUGAGCUUGCACAGCUCAAAGAAAUGGUGAAAAGGCAAGACGCAACAAUCCAGCUGUUACAGAAACAGUACAAUGACCAGCUCCAAGAGAACGAGCGGCUGCGGAAAGAAAUUAAUGACCUCAAAGAAGGAUCUGAUCAUUGUGACGAGAGCAACCACCAAGGGGGUCUACAUGAUAAAAAAGAAUGAGGGAGACAAUGAGACAGCACACGGAUUUUAUAACUGGGUGCAGAUAAAGAUCUUCUCUGAACUGAUACCUCAGUGAGUGAGUAGCUGACUGGGGAAGAUGUUAGUCAAAAAAUAUUUGUCAUUUGGACCCGAGUCUUCCUGCCAGUACAGCAUGAGAGGAAGGACUGUGCAUCACAAAAUAUUUUUGCUGCCUUUUGGUAAUAAUUAUUCUCUUCUUAUAUCAGUACAAGGUUAUAUUAGUUGGCCACAGCAUUCCUGCUGCAUCAUGUCUUUGUUUAUGUGCAUGUCAGACAACAGUGUAUGCUUUUUUUACUCUUGAACCACAAUAUUAAUAAUUCAAGUUCAGGUGUGCUCAAGACUCGACAUAUCUUUUAAUAUGUCUAUUUGGAUUAUGGAAACUUAACGCCAAGGCAGCACCUGACAAACUUUAAGCUAUUUCACGUGUGGUGCCAUUAUCUUCAGUAUGGAUUUCUACACAAAAAUGUUUUAUGUGGUUUUUCUCACAGAAGAAAAUGCAUAGACAUUUCAUUUCAUUGGUUAUGGCUUAUGGGGCCUUUAGAUUAGAUAUGCAAAAACAAUAUUCAUAUGUAAUUUCUCAUAUACAAGUCGUACUUUAUUUUUGGAGAGUUAUGGACACCUGCAACUAAUGAGACAUCAUUUAAAAAUUUAAUCCGUUAUAUACAAAUGUGUAUAUGAAUGGUUUUCACAUAUCAUCCAAGAAUCUGUGAUGAAGAAUGUACUACUGAUUUUCACAUUAUGUAUGCUUGUCUCCCUCUUGUGGUUGGGGUGUGUUUUGUAUAGUUCAGGUGGCACUAAUUAGAAAUUACCUACUCCUGGAUGUUCUUUAUGCACGUAUUUCUAAAUCUGGGUAAUCUUGGGGUGCUUCUCAUUUCUUUAAUUCUGCCACCUGCUUUGAAUCUGCAUAUACACAGCCUGAAAGUCAGGUACAUUUCAAUUACUUUUUCAAAAUUUUUAUGUGUACCCUUAAGUUAGUUUUAGUGCUUCAAAUUAUUGUAUUGCUUGUUUUUAUGUGGGAGCUGGAGCAUUUAAAGGUGCAAUAGUUUAUUUUUGCUUACUUGUACAAAUAAUCUGUAAGAUAUGUAGAACAUGAUAAAAAAAAAAAAAAAACAACAA